GCCGUACGUCAUUUCCGCUAAGCGUUAGCGUGAUGUUGUAAUAGAAAAACUUGUUCUCAACGAAACAGGAGGAAAAUUAACGUUAGAGAACUUAAUCUCAAAUAGAUUCCCACCUGAUCCCUGUUUUGCACCCCAAACUGUUCCUCUAACAAUCAAGUACAGUUCUUACAGCCAAAUCACAUCUCCACCAACCACACGUCUUCAGCUAGUUUUGUCUCUUCAUUGCUCCGUUUAGUUCAACACUUUUCCUCCAUCAUGGCCGAACCAGAGCUGCACACAGAGGUCCCCAAUGCUCUGAAACGGUUGGCCAAGCAAGUUGUGCGGGGCUUUUAUGGCAUCGAGCACGCUCUCGCUCUAGACGUGCUGAUCCGAAACCCUUGCGUGCGUGAAGAGGACAUGCUUGAACUGCUCAAAUUUGACCGCAAGCAGCUGCGCUCGGUGCUGAACACGCUCAAGGCCGACAAGUUCGUCAAGUGUCGCAUGCGGAUGGAAACGGCACCUGAUGGCAAGGCGACGCGGCACAAUUAUUAUUUUAUUAACUACAGGCUGCUGGUCAACGUGGUCAAGUAUAAGCUGGAUCACAUGCGCAGACGCAUUGAGACGGAUGAACGGGACUCGACUAACAGAGCCUCCUUCCGUUGCCCCUUCUGCCUUAGCACGUUCACGGACCUGGAGGCAAACCAGCUGUUUGACCCCAUGACUGAAAAGUUCCACUGUACCUUCUGCAAAACGGAGGUAGAAGAGGACGAAUCAGCUGUGCCAAAGAAGGACGCCCGCACUCUGGUGGCACGCUUCAAUGAGCAGAUAGAGCCCAUCUACGUAUUGUUGCGAGAGACUGAGAACAUCAACUUGUGCCAUGACCUCUUGGAGCCAGAACCGUCAGAAAUCCCAGCUCUGAAACAGAGUCGAGAGCGAGCCGCCCAGGCUGCAGCAGGUGGUGCAGGGGCACCCGGUCAGGAAACGUGGAAAACCAAGAGCACGACGUAUGACAUUUACCGUCAAGAUGUGGAUAUCAACAUGGAAGACCAGGAGUCUCAGUCUGGCCAGGCCGCUAAGGGCAAAGCCCCCAAAGAGAGGCCUGUAUGGCUUACAGAAAGCACAGUGCAGGGAGCGUUCAACGACACAGAUGCUGGAAAGCACACUGGCGAGGACUCCAUAGCAACCCAGGAGGAUGUGAGUGGACGAGGAGCCACGCAGGAUGAGAAUGAGGAGGUGAUGCUGGCUCUCCUCAUUCACGAAAAGAGAAGCGGAGCUGGACCAGGAGGCGCCGUCGUCUCCAAACAGACCAUUCCGACCGCUAAUGCCAGCGACUCUGACAGCGAUACCAGCGAGUCAGACGAGGACUCUCCGCCCCAGGCUCCAGCCCACACGGCGCACAACGCCAGCGCCUUGCGGCCGGGUAGACAAGAGGAAGAGGAGGAGGAAGAUGAUGAGUUUGAGGAGGUUGGUGAUGACCCUGUGGUUAUGGUAGGUGGAAGGCCGUUCUCCUACAGAGAAGUGAGCCAGAGGCCCGAGCUGGUGGAACAGAUGAGCGCUCAGGAGAAAGAGGCGUACAUUGAGAUGUGCCAGAACCUCGUCCAGGACAUGUACUUCUGAGAAGAUUGUUUCUCAACCGGCUGUACUACACUGGCUUUUACCUUCUGUAUCCUACUGGUGCGUUGUGUGGUGUGCCAGUGCUGAAAAUUAAGUGUUACACCUUAAACAUUCUUGUCAUUAAACGUUCACACAACUCUUUGCCAUAUUCGCAUAACUGCUGUCCAAACCACUCUGGUGCCAAUAGACCGAAGUAUCUGUUCUCACGGUUGUAAACAAAAGUAUCAUACACAUUGGCACACAUGCUCUCAUCGCUACUUUUCUUUGUAAUUCACUUUGGUUUGUGCAUAACGCCGUCUUGCCACAUUCAGAGACUUGUAAACAAAUAACAGUGUUGCACUAGUGUCCUCUGGGAUGGUUUCAUUCAAGAAAAGAUGAACAGAAAUUGUCCUGAGGCUCUUCUGACCAGAUUAACAUUUGGACUACAGAGAGAGGUCCUGUCUUGUAAAGCUUAGACUCACUUUUGGCUUUAUUUUUGCUUAAAGCAACAGAGAUCUCCUAUGUUGUGUCUUUUUUCAUGUGAGCAGUAUUUAGCAGGGCUUGAUGAUAAUACAUGGAGUUAUGAUAUGUUUGAUCGCUUUCCUUUAAAAGAAGAGACAAGCACUUUCUUCUGAUCUCUGAAUAAAUGCCUGUUACUGUCUGCAGUUUGUUUGUCUAUAAGUGAAAAAUAGAUGUUUUUUUAUUUUUCAGUUUUGUUAGACCUUUUACAGCAAUAAACAUCUGAGUGUGAAGUCUUAAAGCGGCGUGUUUAUUAA
Paramisgurnus dabryanus is the source of this 2348-nucleotide messenger RNA. RefSeq names its product general transcription factor IIE, polypeptide 1, alpha (gene gtf2e1). The record is from RefSeq and is a predicted model, not a curated record. Gene Ontology annotation, cellular component: transcription factor TFIIE complex. Gene Ontology annotation, biological process: transcription initiation at RNA polymerase II promoter. Lineage: Eukaryota; Metazoa; Chordata; Actinopteri; Cypriniformes; Cobitidae.